GCCACGUGUUCACAGAUUUCAAUUGCGGAUUAAGAUGUCACAAACACCAGUGCAAAAAUGGUACUCAGGAAAGACGAUAUUUGUCACUGGUGGAUCAGGAUUUAUGGGAAAGGUACUACUAGAAAAAAUGUUGUAUGCCUGCUCAGAAAUUCGUUCGAUAUAUGUAUUAAUUCGGCCAAAGCGCAGCAAAUCUCCACAAGCACGAAUUGAAGAUUGGAUGAAGUUACCUGUAUUUGAACGGAUAAAAAGAGAAAAACCAGAAUUAUUUAAGAAACUUAUUGCUGUGCAAGGUGAUUUAACAUCGGAUGGACUUGGCAUAUCACCUGAAAAUCAUGAAAAGCUGAUUAAAGAAACUGAAAUAGUGUUCCACUGUGCAGCAACUUUGAAAUUAGAAGCUAAAUUGAAAGACGCUAUCGAUUUCAACACAACCGGUACAAAACGUGUAUUGGACUUAUGCAAGCAAAUGAAAAAACUUCAAGUUAUGCUUCACAUGUCAACAGCAUUCUGCUAUUGUGACAAGGAAGUGUUAAAUGAGCGAGUAUAUGAUUUUCAUCAUAGUCCCUAUGACUUGAUGCGAAUUGCUGAAUGGAUGGAUGAGAAGACAUUGGAUCAAAUAACUCCAGAUCUCCUUAAACCCCAUCCUAAUACCUAUACGUACACGAAACGACUAAGUGAAUGCCUUGUAAGAGAUAACUAUCCUCAACUACCUGCGUGCAUUGUAAGACCUAGCAUAGUGUGCCCAGCAAAUAAAGAGCCAGUGGAAGGAUGGGUUGAUAACCUUAACGGCCCAGUAGGUAUAAUGGUUGCAGGAGGAAAAGGAAUUAUGCGUUCAAUGCUCUGCAAUGGAGAAUACAAUGCAGAAGUAAUUCCAGUUGACAUAGCUAUAAAUGGACUAAUAACAAUUGCAUAUACAAUGGGCCAAAUGAGUGAAUUGCCGCCAGAAAUUCCCGUCUAUAACGUGACAUGCAGAGAAACAAAACGAACAACCUGGAAAGAAGUUUUGGAAAUGGGGAAAGCAACUGCCUAUGAAUAUCCUUUCGAAGCAGGCAUUUGGUAUCCUGAUGGAGACAUAACCACUAGCAAACUAUAUCACACAAUCUGCGUAGUUCUCUUUCAUUGGUUACCUGCAUAUCUUAUUGAUUUUCUGAUGUUUUGCUUUGGUCAAAAAAGAUUUAUGUGUCGACUACAAGGAAUGGUAUCCCAAGGGUUAGAAUUAUUGCAGUUUUUCACAACUCGUCAGUGGAACUUUAAGUCACAACAAUAUCAAGCGAUAGCACAAAAUCUUACUCCUGCAGACUAUGAGCUAUUUGACAUGGAUGUUGAUCGUAUAGAUACAAAGGAUUAUAUUCGACGAAUUGUUCUUGGUGGUCGGCAAUUUUGCAUGAAGGAACCAUUAUCUACGCUACCGAAAGCAAGAAUUCAAUUGAAGGCGCUAUACGUAUUAGAUAAAGUAGGGAAAGCAUUCAUGAUUUGGUUCCUAACGUGGUCAAUACUAUCAAUAACUGGACUGAAACAUAUAUUUAGUGAUACAUUUACUAGCAAUUGAUUUAGGCAACACAAACAUGACUAUUGUAACAUGACUUCAUUUAGUGGACGGAUCUGAGUGUUUUGUCAAUUAGCUAUAGGAAUUUUUUGGGGUGUUUAUCGAUUCGUUUGAAUAAAUUCGGCGGUGCAAUGUUUAAUUGUAUUAACCUAUCAAAGUCUGUCACGUGUUGGGUCUCGAAUUUUCAGAAAAUUAAUAGCACUUUAUAUUUUAUCUAGUAAUCGAAAGAAACUAUCGAAAACGACACAAGGUACUCUCCCUCUGUUUCUCUUUUUAUGUUGUAACAGAAAGAAAAGGAAACAAAAACUGAAUUUAGUUGUAGCGCUUUAUUGCGGAUUGUUGGGCUGACGUCUGUAAUA
Messenger RNA from Sabethes cyaneus, 1902 nucleotides. Its product is annotated as putative fatty acyl-CoA reductase CG5065. Bases 35 to 1546 code for a protein of 503 amino acids. Gene Ontology annotation, molecular function: alcohol-forming very long-chain fatty acyl-CoA reductase (NADP+) activity. The transcript is spliced from 8 exons. The record is from RefSeq and is a predicted model, not a curated record. Gene Ontology annotation, biological process: long-chain fatty-acyl-CoA metabolic process. NCBI's taxonomy places the organism in Eukaryota, Metazoa, Arthropoda, Insecta, Diptera, Culicidae. Gene Ontology annotation, cellular component: peroxisome.